Molecule: messenger RNA, 2852 nt
Organism: Glycine soja
Lineage: Eukaryota; Viridiplantae; Streptophyta; Magnoliopsida; Fabales; Fabaceae
Product: protein SAMBA-like
Exons: 2
Coding region: 265-609 (114 amino acids)
Biological process (GO): negative regulation of organ growth
Molecular function (GO): anaphase-promoting complex binding
Source: RefSeq, a predicted model, not a curated record
UUUUUUUUUCUUUUUUCUUAGAGCAUUUUAAAAAUAUCCUCUUUUUUUUUCUUUUGCGUGGGAUGAACUGGUGAGUGCUGAAUCUGCUGAUUCAAAUUUCAAAGUUGGCACGAUCACCAAAUUAAACAAAAACCUGAGAAGUUCGUGUCAUGUUACGCAGCACACUUAAAGCUUGAUUCUACAGAGUUCCGAAUCCCGGCGUAAGCUGAAAAACACACGAAUUGGUUCUUAUUCAUAUUCAGAAAAACCAAUUUUUGAGGAACGAUGAAUAGUUCAUCGCCGGCCCACUCUUCACUAUCGACGACGGCGGUUGUAGGCGGCGGUGGUGGUGGCGGCGCCAGCAGCAACGCCACUGUUUCCAUUGACGAUUUUCAUCUCCCGUGUGAUCCCAUCUCGUCGCAAGAGCGUAAAGACGAGGCCAUGCUAGUUUUAAAAUCAGAUCUCAUGGCUGCACUCAACAAGGAGGUUAAAUCAUUGGUUGAAGAUAACUGGAAGUUUGAAGGGCCACGUUCGCGGAUCCACCUCGUAUCACAUCGAGGUGGUUUGUAUAUUAAUCACUUAAUGAUCUCUCUUUUUAUGAUAUCUUCUGAGUUUCUUAGAAUAUUUUAGAAAACUAUUUUGGUACUUUUUGGUUUCAGUUGAUUAAAACAUGUGACCCUAAAUCUUAUUUGAUCCUUGCAUUAAGUUAAUUGAUGCUACCUACUUCAGUUGAUGGCUUGAUGCUCAGAUCCUUGAUUUCAUCAUGGUGUGAAAUAUCAGUAUUUGUGUGUGUUUUCCCAUGAUAUGUAUGCAAUUAUACAUUUGGCAUCAUAAGGGAAGCUCACUCAAGGUUCCCCACCCUGUUAGAUUAGGGAGGAUACAUGUGCACAGCCUUAAUUCAAGGUGGAGAGGCUGUUUCCAUGAACCUGUGACUUCUGACUCACAAGGUAGCAACCUUACUGUUGUGCCUAGGCUUGCCCUUGGCCUUGAUAUUAAAAAAAUGUAUACUCUCUGAAUCCUAAAUCACAUUUAUAAUCAUCAACUCAGGGAUUUUUCACAACCCCCUGGUUUUUAGCUUAUUUUUGUAUGCUUUUGCCUAUUCCUUCACUUUAUUUGAUGAACAUAUGAACAAACAGAACUCAACUGAGUGCCUUUGGCUCUACCAACUAAUAUAUUUAUUAUAUGAUCUAGUAAUGAAUUCUUGAAAGCAGUUACUUUCUUGGUACAUGGUUGAAAUCUGGUUUGGAUUAUAGAUGGUUGUCUACAUGUGCUGUGAUAUUUACUUAAAACUCAUCUGUUCAUAUCAAAAUUCUGUGCAAUAAAAACUUUUGAUGGGAAUCUGAUAAUAACUGUCAUGACUCAUGAGUACUCACUAGUUGUUAGAACUGAGUCCAAACAAAAAUCUGUAGCAGGAAAGAGUUUGGGUUUGCAGGUUUAUUAUAGGAAGAGGAAAGGGUCAAAAAGUUGUAACAAACACUUAGAGGGAUAGGAGAGUUAGUUAGUUCUGUUAUUUGGAGAGAGUUAGUUAGUUCUGUUAUUUGGAGAAUUAUAACUCCUAUAAAUAAGAGUCCUCUCUUCAGUAAGAGGGGGAUUGGAAAUAUACAGUUACUGGGCUAUUGCCAGUGUAAACGGAGAAAGCUCCUUUGGAGGUAUACUCGUAUACCUUGGCUCUUGGUUUGUUCUCUCUAUUUCAGCAAUAAGAAAGCUAUUCCAGUUUUUCCCCGUUGUGUGUGAUUUUCUCUUGUGGGUUCUAUUUUUCCUACUUUAGAAAGAAGUUCCUAAUACUAGUCAUGUAUUAUUAGAUUUAAGUGUAAUAAUAACGGCCAGUUAAGGAUAGAAGUUGGGACUUGGGAGCAGUAAAGGAUUAUUAGAAUAUGUGAUAGAAAAUAGCUUGUCUUGCAUUAGUUGUUCAGUAUUAGUUCUGUAUUAGAAUUUGAAGCUCCCUUUAGAAAGUUUUUCAUAGAAAAUAACCCCGAUGACAGUUAUGUAUUAGGGUAUAGUUGCUAGUCCGGGUGUGUAAUUAAGAAAAGGUUAAUGUUAUUUGUAGUUUGUGGACAGAGAACAUUCUCUACAAGAAUCUUUUAUCUAUGGAACAACAAUUGUAUUGCAAUAUCGUGUGUGAUUUCUGUUUUGAAUUAUAUUUUAUUAGUUUAUGUUUAUCAAUUGGUGUUCUAUCAGCUUUCAAGUUUGGUUUGCAUGUUUACGAUAACAUUGCAUUUUCACUAUGCCCUGCCUUUUCCUUAUUUGCUGAUUUCUUUGACAUAAGUAGAAUGGUAUGUAGUAAGUAUAGCUCUUUUUAUGGUCCUCACAUCAUGGUUUGCCUGGUUGAGCAUUAGUUUCCUUUGUUUCUGUCGAACAUUCUGCUGCAGGUGGUCAUCUCUAUAGGCCCACAGAAAUUUCAAAGAAUUGGAAUUUGACUCCACCAAAAUAGUUUGCACACUCACCUCGUAGCACUGUGCUUCUAUUGUGACAUGAUUAUGGUUGUUAUCUGCAGAUAAGAACUGUUAUGCCUAUUUUUUUUUUUCCCAUGGUAGAAAACAUAGCUGUUACUCUACAUCUUCUGGUGACAUGUAGGUCUGAAAGGGCAUGAAGAUUGCAAAUGAAGGUUCUUUCCAUGCAAGAUUGUUAGUCACAUUUUCUGUUAGUCUUUCUAGUCUGGAUUGAGAAGCUGGUGUUUUUUAAUAUUUAUGUGAUAUUAUUGCUCUAAUUUUGAGGGAUCAAUGAUUAAUUGCAAUUGAUUGUUACAAAACUGAAGGUAUUUUAAUGUUCAAGUUGGGGAUAUUGGAUUCAGAAAGAAAAGAUUAAUAUUACAAGUGGCUCACGAAGUCACUCGAGUUAUUGGUGGGUGAACUUGAGUUACUAUUUGCUGAUAA